AUGGCGUACCAAUCGCGCCCGGAGCCCAUGAACGCCUCCCCCAACCACCCCAAAGUCAAAGUGAGCAUCACGCUCUCCGAUCCUACCUUCGUCGCGGGCGGAGCGGUGACGGGCAAGAUGGAGAUGGAGUGUAAGACGGAUAAGGGGCUGGGUAUUGGGAUUAUUAUGGUGGAGCUGUUUGCUGUUGAAGAACUAACCUCCCGAGACCACUCCGCGACCUCACACUUCCUGCACUCUCGCCGGCUUUUCCAAGGUCCCGGUUUACCCCCUUCCAACGCCGUCCUGCCGCACCCUCUCCCUCUUCCUGCUCUCCCCUCCUCGCCACCCAACGCUUCUACACCCUACGAUCCCGCCCUGACAGGCGAAGAACCCGCCCCCCUCCCAGCACACUACUUCCCCUCCCGCCGCGGCUCCACCACCUACCUCUUCAAAUUCCCACUCCCGCCCAGCUCGCCCUCUUCCAUCGAAUUCGGGAAAGGAUUGGCGAGGGUGAGGUAUGAGGUUAGGGCGACGGUGGGGGUUGUGUGGAAAGAAGAGAGGAGGUUGGUCGUGGUGAGGAGGGAGGUGGAUGUUGUGGAGGGGUUUAGGGAGGUGCGGGGUGGGAUGGAGAUGGGCAUAAGGGAGGGUGGUGAACGCGAUGAGGGAGAGGAUGCGGAUGCGGAUGGGGAAGGAGGAGCGAGAUUCGGGUUGAUGGGGAGGAAAGAGCCUGAAGGCGUUGUCGUGGGCGAACAUGGGAAAGUAUGGGUGCACGGGCGGGUCGUGGGCGGGUUUAUCAUUGCGGGGGAGAGCGCGUGUGUGGAGUUGAUGGUGAAGAAUCAUUCGGGGCGGAAGAACACAUCCCUCUCCCUCGCACUUACUCGACACCUACACCUUCCCCGCCUGGCCUCCUCUUCUUCUUCAUCUUCCCCGAACCCACAAGCGCAAUCACAAUCACAGUUGCAAAUCUCAGAUACGCUCAUGACCGUGAAUUUUAAAGGACAGGAUUACGUAGCGCAGCCAGGCACGGAGGGACUCGCGAUGCUCGUUUUUGAUGUACCGGGUGGGGCGAGGGGGGUUAGGGGGGGUUUGAGGGUUAAGGGUGCAGGGGGUGGUCAACGCGGGGUGCAGGAGGAUGGGGAGGAUAGCGUGCAAGAAGAAGAGGAGGAGGAUUUCGUGGUGGUGAAGGCGGGAGGAGGGAAAGGAAAGGGUAUGGUGAAAGGGAAGGGGAAGGGGAUGGGGAGAGAGAAGGGAAGGAAAGAGGCGUUGUUUGAGGUGAGGUGUAUGUUGGUGGUUAGGCUGGGGAUGCCGCUUGGCUCGAAAGACAUCUCGCUCGAAAUCCCCAUCACGGUCUAUCACCCCCUCGCGCUCCCGCCUGUCCCUCCACCCUUACCUCUCCCCAGCCCGAACACGCAUAUGUACGACCUCGCUCGUUCGCCUGGGCCUUAUCCACCUACGUCUCCUGGACCUUACCAAUCUACGCCUACGUCUCCCCCUCCCGGACCUUACGCGUACCCACAUCAACCUAUGUCUCCUGGGCCUUACCAGCCUACGUCUCCCGCGCUAUACCCAUCUACGUCUCCCGCCCCCGGACCCUACCCAUACGCACUCCCCCCAACAUCCGACCGCGUCGCAUCACCCUACCCGAACGGUUACCCUAAUCCUAUGACUCCGCCUCCACCUCUAUCGCCCCCGCCCAUGCAGCCACUCAUCCCACAGACGUAUUAUGACCCGGCGACGAAUCAGGUUUGGUUCGUUUCUCCUCAAAGUCAAUCACCACCUCCACCGCCAUAUCCAGCUUCGCCUUCGCAUGCGUACCAACAAUCACAACCCUACGCCACGCACCAACAAUCCUACGCCACGCACCAACAACCCUACGCCGCGCACCAGCACCCAGGACACACAUCCUUCUCACCUCCCCCGCCACACUCACAGCAGGGAUAUUGGUAUCCGCCACCACCUAUGGAUGGAGCGCAAGGUUAUGCGCCGUUUGCGUUACCAUCGCAUCCACCACCUCCAUUGCUGCCCCCACGACCGUCGAGCGCGGGGGCGGGGGCGGUGGGUUCGAGGGGGAUGGGGAUGGGGAUGGUGGGGAAUCCGGUUAUGAAUGUCGGGAUGGGGGUUUCGGGGCUUCCACCUGUUCAGAAUCCGAUGGAGAUGACGAUGCACAACAUCGGUCCUGUCCCACUCGGAUACCAGCAGCAGCAUUCGCAUCAGCGUGAAUACUCUGGAGCAGGAGUAGGAGCAGGAGAGGAAGAAGAAGGCAAGGGCGAGCGCGCGUCGCGGAUCUCGAACCAUUUGAGGAUGACGAGUCGGAGUCGGGGGAGGAGCGUCAGUCCGACUUCGCAUCGGUUCGCUCCUCCUGCUACGACGGUGACAGUUCAGCCUUCGGGAGGUGGUGUAACUGGACCGUCGGUGCCGGUGCCGCCUUCGCUCGUCCCUGCGUCUGCGUCUGCCAAUGGGAAAGGGGAUGGGAGGACGGGGACGGGGACGUCGCCGCGCGAGGCGAAGUUGCAUCUGUCGCUUGCGAACCUGCCGCCGCCGAUUUCGACUUCUGCCUCUGCCUCUGCGUCGGGCCAUUCGGGCUCACCGGGGCAAGGACAAUACGGUCAUAGUCCACGAAGCCCACAUCAUUCACAGACGCAAAGCCCAGAACUACACUCCCCCAGGCCUAUCCCAUCGCCAAAACAUACAGUCAACGUCAACGUGGAUCCUUUCGCGCACCAACAUUACGCCCGCGGAAAUGAGAAGUACGCGUAUUCGAUGAGCAAGAGUGAGAGGGUGGAGAUGUUGGAGCAGUUGGCGGAUGAUAUGCAGGGGGUGGGGGAGAGGUUGAGCCUUGAUCGUGCACGGGAGGAACGGGAGAGGGAUAGGGAGAAGACGUUGCCUAGUCCGCCUGUGCCUACGAGGGAUUAUAAGGACAGGGAGACUCGGAUUCGCACUCGGGCGAACGAUAUCUUCACCACGGGCGAGAAGGUGAAGGUUGACGCUAACACUGGGGAGGGCGCACACGAUAGGGAUGGAGAUGUGGGGUUAUUGAGCGUCACGCCAAAGACGCCGACGUUAUCUGCGUUGAGUCUGCUCAAGCCGCCGAGGCAGAGGAAGACGAGUGGCGGUGGCGGCGGUGGUGAUGGUGAUGGUUCCCCGAACGCUCUCAACCCACUCACGCCCAUCGCUCGUGCUACCUAUAUCAAUGACGACGUUCCGGGACUAUCAAGCUCUUCACCUUCAAAACUUUCCGAAAAGCAUCUCUCAUCACCUCGUUCAUACACCCACCUCGCAGCAUCUCUCAAGCCUAGAAAAGCAGACGAACAAGAACACGAACUCAGCGGCCUGGACGCCCUCGAACGCCGUCUGCUCGCGGACGUAGGGACACGUAAACUAGAGAAGGAACGACGGGCGGAUGUGAGGAGCGUUAUUUCUGGUUUGCAGGCGCAGGUGCAGGCUGCCGGUGGAGGAGUUGGUGGAGGAGUGGAGCCGAUCAAGAUACCUACACCGGUGGCUAGAGGAGGGGAGGGGGGUCCAGAGGACGUUACGAUGGAUUCGGCGAUUUCGAGCUUGACGUUGGGAGGUGGUGCGGAGGGGAUGGGGAUGGGGAUGGGUGGUGGGCUUGGUGGUGCUGGUCCGGGCGUCGUCGAUGUGGAGAUGGGAGGGGUGCGGAAUUCACCUUCACAUGAUGCGGUUGUCCCUUCUGCUUCUGGUGUUGGACCUUUGGACGUCGAUGCUGAUGUCGAGGACGAUCAUAUUUCGGAGGAGAGGACGCAGAAGCAGGGACGAGAUGGGCAUUCGAGGUCUGGUGGAUCUGGGGAGUCGGAACGGGGUGCAUGGACGGCGAAGAAGGGCAAGGGGAAGAGUGUAGCUUCCGAGGGGAAGAAACGGAGUCAUCGAGAUAGAGAUAGAGAGAAGGAUAAGGAGAGGAGGAGCGGGAAAAACUCGAGGAGGGAGGGUAAGGAGGGUAGAGAAGAGAAGGAGGAGGCGGUCAGGCUGAGAAGAGCGGCAAAGGGGAGGGUGGCGGAGUGGUUGGGGAAGGUCACGCCAGUGGAGGUGCCGGACGUACCACCGCUGGAGGAUCUGAACAAGGGUGGAGGAGGGGUGGGAUCGGUUCCGGUCUCACCUGCGGUUGUAUUGGGGACGUUGCCCGACCUUGGAGGAAAGGCUGAGGAGGAUACUACAGCGAAGAAGCAAGAAGUGGACCCGAAGACAGUGGAGGAACCAUCGUCGGCGCCCAAUCCUCGUUCAUCCGGAUUCGUGCCCAUGGCCACCAUUCGCGCUCGCCAGUCUGCUAUCCGACAGGAUCCAAGUAACCCUCCGAAUUCUACUCCUCUUUCUCCCCGUGCUCGGUUCGAGGCUGCGCUGGCUGCCAGUGCCCCUGCCCCAGCACCCAAGCCUCAUCAUAUUCCGCUCCCGAAGAAGCUUCCUCCUUCAGUGCAGAACCUUUUCCCUCCGCCGCGACAAGGUGGCCCAAAACAGGCUACAGGUUUGGAUAGUGCCGUGAGCAAGUAUGAUGUGAGGUCCGCGAGAGGAGGUAGGGGAGGCAAAGUCACCCAGGUCACGGCGAUUUGGUCUUCGACGGCUGGUGACAAUGCCGAUGCGAAGGCCUCGACACCUGCCCAUGUCGCUACCGUAGGAAAGCCGAAGGCCCUCGUUGGCGACAAAUCCGACAAAAAGCUCGCGACGCCCGCUCCCGCUGUAGGAAAACCGAAGGCACUCCUCGCUCCCUCGAAUCCUAAAGCGAAACAUUCUUUGUCUUCGACACCACCUUCUGGUGCCGCAGCCGUGAGGAAGACACCGUCCCCGUUGGCAAGUCCUGUUCCUACGGCCAAGUCAGCUUCUGUUCCUGCCAGUGUGUCCAACUCUCUCGCCACACCUGUUUUGUCGUCGACUGCUUCGUUGGCGCGAGGUCCGGGCUGGGGACGAAGGACUUCCAUGCCCGUGCUGUCGUCUUCACCAAUGGCUAAGGCCUUACCGAUGGUGACGGAAGCCUCUGGAGGUGCUGGGGAAAGCGAUGCGUUGAAGAAUAACAUAAGACAUGAGGAGGUUGGUAACAGUGCUGCUGGAAGUGUGGGCGUAAUCGGGCAACACAUGGCGUUUGGGCAGGCGAGGCUAAGGGAGCUCAUCAAGAAGUAUCAAGGGCAGGCUGCGUAAUCAAGGGAUUGUAUUUCUAACCGUGACGGUUUGUUCGACGUUUUAUCCCUCUCCAUCUCCUUAUUUGCCUGUUGUGUGUUUCAUUGAUACCACGUUCACGACCUUUCUUUUUUUGCGAGGACCAUUAGAUCUGUACCUCUGAUUUCUGGCUCAUGGUGUUAUCUCGAUUCGCUUUGAUUCCUGGAUAAUUUCGCAUCUGUCUCUAUAUAUACGCAUCUGCUUUGGGUUUCGUUCUAUUGACUUAUCCACUUUGCUCUUUCGUCCUGUUGCAUAGUAUGACCUGUUCCCCUAUUUCAUUGGUUCUGUCUCAGUCCUUGUUGCACUUAUAUUCCGGAUCACUUACGACGACUUACGAAUGACACGACUGCU
Molecule: messenger RNA, 5490 nt
Organism: Stereum hirsutum FP-91666 SS1
Lineage: Eukaryota; Fungi; Basidiomycota; Agaricomycetes; Russulales; Stereaceae
Exons: 4
Coding region: 1-5121 (1706 amino acids)
Source: RefSeq, a predicted model, not a curated record